This is a messenger RNA of Didymodactylos carnosus, 4515 nucleotides long. The record is from the annotation of a GenBank genome assembly. NCBI's taxonomy places the organism in Eukaryota, Metazoa, Rotifera, Eurotatoria, Philodinida, Philodinidae.
AUGUCUUCGAGUAUUUACAAUGAACCAAAUGCAUUAGUUACUGUUGAUCAAACAGGUCUUGAUCGUGUUCGUGCAUCCGUUCUUAAAUCUCAAAUAUCGACCUAUCGUCUAUUAGCUCGAAAUUUACCAGUUUCGGAUCAUUUAAUUUCUUCAUGUUCCUACCAGACACAAUUAGCAUCGUAUCUUCAAUCACAAUUAAACAUCAAUGAACAACAGCUACCUCAAACAACAUCAACGGCCAUUGUUCUUACUGAUCGCGAGCAUCAAAAUGUUUACCAAACAUUUCCAUCAGCAACAGUUAUGUACAAAACAUUAGUUGGUCUGGAAAACACUAAUAAUGAUAAUGAGCAACCAUCAACGCGUCGUCAAGAACCUCAGAUUAGUUUUAAUCCGUUACAUAUUCAACAAGAUCGUGAAAAACGUGUAUUAAAUCGUAUAUCAAAUCGUUUAAAUGAAUUAGAGCAAAUGCCAGCACAAACAAACGAUCAAUUAAAUAUCAGAGCAUUAAUCGAAUUAAAAUCAUUAAAAUUAUUAACAUUUCAAAAACAGUUGAGAAAUGAAAUGUUAACAACAAUGAAAAAAGAUACAGGCUUACAAACAUCUCUAAAUCCUCGUUCAUAUAAACGUCCAAAACGUCAUUUAUUGCGUGAAGCACGUACCACCGAACAAUAUGAACGACAAAAAAAAUUAGAACAAGAACAUCGUCAAAAACAAAAACAUAAUGAAUUUAUUAAUCAAAUACUUAUACAUGUUAAAGAAUUUCGUGAUUUUCAUCGUCGUACACAGUAUACAACACAACGUAUUAGUAAAGCUGUUGUACUCUAUUUUGCUAAUAGCGAACGAGAAUUGAAAAAAGAACAAGAACGAAAUGAAAAAGAACGAAUUCGACGAUUAAUGAAUGAAGAUGAAGAAGGGUAUCGAAAAUUAAUUGAUGAGAAAAAGGAUGCACGUUUAGCACUGUUAUUAUCACAAACAGAUGCUUAUAUUGACAAUCUUAAACAAUUAGUACGUCAACAUCAACAAGAUCAAAAGGUGACAAAUCGACAACGUGGUCGUCCAAAAGCUGUUACAAAACAAGAUCCAAAUCUACUUCUUGCAGAACAAAAAUCAUUAUCUCUUGAUGAACCAAAACCCUUGAUAGAAGCUAUACCAAUAGUUAAUGAACCAGUUCCAAUUGAAACUGAUAUUCAGGAUCAAUCGAUUAUUGUUCCAGAAGAAGUUGAAGAAUCGACAAAAUUGACGCCACAGCCAUCAACAACAAAUGUUGUAAUUGAUCAAACAGGCAACGAUGAAGCAAUUCGAGAUGCAGUUAAACAAACAGCAACAAAUGAAGAUGAUGAAUACGAUGCAAAAGAAUCGUAUUAUGCAUUAGCGCAUCGUAUACGCGAACCGAUACUAGAACAAUCAAAACUAUUAGUUGGUGGUCAAUUAAAACCUUAUCAAUUACAAGGACUUGAAUGGCUUGUGUCAUUGUACAAUAAUAAUUUAAAUGGAAUUUUAGCAGAUGAAAUGGGUCUCGGAAAAACGAUACAAACAAUCGCACUCAUUGUCUAUUUAUUAGAUUCUAAGAAAAAUCCAGGUCCAUCUCUCAUUAUCGUUCCAUUAUCGACAUUAUCAAAUUGGUCAACAGAAUUUCAACGUUGGGCACCCGAUAUAAGUGUCAUCCAAUAUAAAGGUACACCACAAGUACGUAAAAUGUUAUCACAAAGUAUACGUACAAGUCGUUUCAAUGUUCUGUUAACAACAUAUGAAUAUAUUAUGCGUGAUCGUUCAAUACUGUCAAAAGUACCGUGGAAAUAUUUGAUUGUCGAUGAAGGACAUCGUAUGAAAAAUCAUCAUUGUAAAUUGACACAAAUAUUAAAUACAUAUUACGUCAGUGCACCACAUCGUCUAUUAUUAACUGGAACACCGUUACAAAAUAAUUUACCUGAAUUAUGGGCACUUUUAAAUUUUAUUUUACCAACAAUAUUUAAGUCAGCCACAACAUUUACUGAUUGGUUUAAUGCACCAUUUGCCACAUUGCCAAGUGAAAAAGUUGAAUUAAAUCAUGAAGAAACAUUAUUGAUUAUACGACGUUUACAUAAAGUAUUACGACCAUUUUUAUUAAGAAGAUUGAAAAAAGAAGUAGAAUCACAAUUACCAGAAAAAGUUGAAUAUGUUAUUAAAUGUGAAAUGUCAGCAUUGCAACGUUUACUCUAUGUGGCCAUGUCAAAAAAUCGUGUCUUAUUAACAGAAAAUCCCAAUGGGAAAACCGGUCGACGUGCUCUGAUGAAUAAAAUUAUGCAACUACGUAAAAUAUGUAAUCAUCCAUUUUUAUUUGAAUCAAUUGAAGACAAACUAGCUGAUUCAUUGGGUUAUAAAUAUGGUAUUAUUGAUGGUCCUGAUUUGUUUCGUGUUAGCGGUAAAUUUGAAUUAUUAGAUCGAAUAUUACCAAAAUUGAAAGCCACUGGACAUAAAAUAUUGUUAUUUUGUCAAAUGACAGCUGUUAUGAACAAAUUAGAAAUCUAUUUUGCCUAUCGAAAUUAUACAUAUUUAAGAUUAGAUGGUACAACAAAGAGUGAAGAUCGAUGUGAAUUAUUGAAAAAUUUUAAUGAUGAUAGAGUUAAUUGUUUUAUAUUUUUACUCUCAACACGUGCUGGUGGUGUCGGACUCAAUUUACAAAAAGCUGAUACUGUUAUUUUAUUUGAUUCUGAUUGGAAUCCACAUCAAGAUCAACAGGCACAAGAUCGUGCACAUCGUAUUGGACAGAAGAAUGAAGUGAGAGUAUUACGUUUGAUGAGUGUAAAUACAAUUGAAGAAAAAAUAUUAGCAUGUGCAAAAUAUAAAUUGAAUGUUGAUGAAAAAGUUAUACAAGCCGGUAUGUUCAAUCGUUCAUCAACAAGUAGUGAACGACAACAAUUUUUAGAACAAAUAUUAGUUGGAGAUGAUGAAGAACAAACAGAAAAUCCAGUUGAUGAUGAAGAUUUACCAGAUGAUGAAACAAUUAAUCAAAUGAUAGCACGAACAGAACAUGAAUUUAAUUUAUUUAAUCGAAUGGAUAUAGCUAGACGAGAAUAUGAGGCAAAAUAUGGUGUGGGAAGUGGAGGCGAUGGAGCUAAUGAAAGACGAGUGGCUGCAGCAACAAUGGCCGAGGAUGAUGAACCAACAAUAACAUCCACAGCAGAUGUGAUUAAAAAAACAGAUAAAAAACUGAAUAUUUCCAAAUCUACAACUAAACGGAAAAAAAUAAAAUUAGGAGAUGAUCUGGAAGAUGAAAUAAGUGAGAAUGAUGAUUCGAAUGAUACACCCAGAGAGUCGAACAGAAAAUUAACUACAUCAUUUCUUGAUCAAAGUGACGAGGAAAUGGUUAUUGAUUCUGAAUUAAAUGCGGCUAAAAGUGAUGAUGAAGAAGAUAUUUUGGAUGACGAUUUAGAAGAUGAAGAUGAAGAGGUUGAUGACUCAUCACAACAACCAAAACCAAAACAAAUAGUGAAACAUCGACGUAAAAUGAAAACAAAUCGCUUAAUAACCGAAGAUGAAUUACCGGAUUGGUUAAAACAAAAUGUUGAUGAAGUUGAACAAUCAUUAGAAAAUGAAGAUGAUUUUGGUAAAGGACGUCGACAACGUAAAGAUGUUGAUUAUAGUGACAAUUUAACAGAACGUGAAUUUUUAAUUGCAUUAGAAGAAGGAAAUUUAGAUGAUGUCGAACAGCAAAAACGUCAACGAAAACAAACAAAAAAAUUAGCAACUGAUGCAUUACUUGAUAUAGACGAUGAUGAUGUUGAUAGUACACCUCAAAAUAUUACAACAACUCCCAGCUCACAACAAUCUACCCAACGGCAACAACGCAACACUAAUAAACUACGUGGUAGCGUUAAAAAACGUCGUCAAAAUAUGAAUCCAAAAAUUCUUCAGCAAUGUAAAGUUCUAUUAGAUAAACUAAUUCAUUAUCGUGAUUCUGAGGGUAGACAAUUAGCACAACCAUUUAUUCGUUUACCUGGUCAAAAACAAUUACCCAUUUAUUAUCAAACAAUUACAGAUCCUAUUGAUUUUAAUCGUAUUCGUCGACGUAUUGAAACCUAUCGUUAUAUAACAUUAGACGAUUUUGAACAAGAUAUUGUUUUAUUAUGUAAAAAUGCUCAAACAUUUAACAUUGAAACAUCACUCAUUUAUACAGAUUCAAUUGAAUUAGAAAAAAUAUUUCAGAAUUUACGAAAACAAUUAGAAAAUGGAGAAAUAGAUGUCAACUAUGAACAAGUGAAUGUACAUCAAAAAAUAUCCUUUCGUCGAGGUGGUGGUACAAGUGGACGAAGAGGUGGAGCUAGUGGAAAAGGCAAAAAAAGACCACUUUCAUCAUCAGAAGGUGAAUCAGAGAAUGGAAAUGAAGAUGAAGAAGAAGAUGAUGGUUUAUCACCAAAAACAAAAGAAGUUUCGGAAAGUCAACAAAUUGUAUCAGAAACAAUAAAAACUGAACAGAAUAUUGAAAAAAUGGACAUAACACAAGAACAAAAUGAUUCCACUACAUUCAUACAAUAA